GCGCAACUGCUAUUCCAUCCUCGAGCUCUCCCCGCGCCACUCAGCACGAGCGCUCCUGUCCACCUGAGUCCCUGUCACAGACCUCUGUCUCUGUCUCUGUCUCUGUCUCUGUCCGGACUAACCGAGCACACUUCUCCCUCUGCUGAGAAACAGCCCGACCUGAGGAAACAUGGAGGCCAUCAAGAAGAAGAUGCAGAUGCUGAAGCUGGAUAAGGAGAACGCGAUAGACCGGGCAGAGCAGGCGGAGGGGGACAAGAAGGGAGCAGAGGACAAAUGCAAGCAGCUGGAGGAGGAGCUGCUGGGUCUGCAGAAGAAGCUGAAAGGAGUGGAGGAUGAGCUGGACAAAUACUCCGAGUCGCUGAAGGAUGCCCAGGAGAAGCUGGAGCAGGCGGAGAAAAAGGCGACAGAUGCUGAGGCUGAGGUGGCGUCUCUAAACAGGCGUAUCCAGCUGGUGGAGGAGGAGUUGGACCGCGCUCAGGAGAGACUGGCGACUGCUCUGCAGAAGCUGGAGGAGGCUGAGAAAGCUGCGGACGAGAGUGAGAGAGGGAUGAAGGUCAUAGAGAACAGAGCUUCCAAAGACGAGGAGAAGAUGGAGAUCCAGGAGAUGCAGCUGAAGGAGGCCAAACACAUCGCUGAGGAGGCCGACCGCAAAUAUGAAGAGGUUGCCCGUAAACUGGUGAUCCUGGAGGGUGAUCUGGAGCGCUCGGAGGAGCGGGCGGAGGUGGCUGAGGCGCGAGUGAGGGAGCUGGAGGAGGAGCUCCGACUAAUGGACCAGAAUAUGAAGUCCAUGAUGUGCGGAGAGGAAGAGUACUCGCAAAAGGAGGACAAAUACGAAGAAGAAAUCAAAGUUCUUACAGACAAACUGAAAGAGGCUGAGACCCGUGCCGAGUUUGCAGAGAGGUCUGUGGCCAAGCUGGAGAAGACCAUCGAUGAUUUGGAAGAGAAACUGGCCCAAGCCAAAGAGGAGAACCUGGACAUGCACCAGGUGUUGGACCAAACCCUUUUGGAGCUCAACAACCUAUAGAGACCACCUCAGAGCUUUAAUCAACGCUUUAAUCCCCCAACCCAACCCAAGCUCCCAGCGCAGACCUGUACAGAUGGAGUCUGAAUGUAACAUCAACAGGUGUUUACACACGCGUCAUGUGAGGACGGUUCAGACGUCAGUCUGGAGCCCCUUGCAAGAAUGUGUCUAUGGCUAACUCAAAGAUAUUUAGUGUGCACUACAAACUGUUGCAAGUCUCUUUAAUCAGAAAAUGAUCUUAUCUUCAAUACAAGGUUCCUUGGGCCUCAUUUAUCAACAGUGCGUAGAAAAUGUUCUAAAUUCUGUCUUGCGAAUGAAAUUUAGUAUGUGCUUAAGAAUAAAAAAAUCUGUAUUUAUCAAACGUGCGCCAGCCAAUCGUACGCACAUCAGUAAGUAAUCAAUCUUGAUAAAUCCCACCUGUUCUUAACCACCAUGCUCGUUCAAGCUUAGGCCAAUGCAUUCAGAAACGCCUCUAAUGAACCAUAAAUGGUAACAACAGAUCCCUUUAUCAACCAUGUGAAUGUGUUAGUCCCUUACCGCAAUAAUGACAAAGAAGAGGCACUUCUCAAACACUGAAAUGGAGCUACUGGUAGAUGAGUUUGAAUCCAACCAACAAAUAUUGUUUGGUUCACUCAGUGCAGGAGGAAUUACAAACAAAAGAC
Molecule: messenger RNA, 1683 nt
Organism: Sander lucioperca (pikeperch)
Lineage: Eukaryota; Metazoa; Chordata; Actinopteri; Perciformes; Percidae
Gene: tpm2
Product: tropomyosin 2 (beta)
Exons: 9
Coding region: 170-1024 (284 amino acids)
Biological process (GO): muscle contraction; actin filament organization
Cellular component (GO): actin filament
Molecular function (GO): actin filament binding
Source: RefSeq, a predicted model, not a curated record